AUGACUUUUAGCGAUGUCACAUAUGAAUCAGUGAAAGAUCUUCCUUUUGCAAAUGGGAAGUUCGAAUCAACCCCAAAAGUCACAAAGUCCGUAAUAAACUUCAAUUUGAAAAAAGAUGGACGGCCCGUUACUUUAUUCAACAUUCAUGAUGCGUCUAUCGUUCCUGAAAGUUUGAUCACUGCACUUCAAAAUGAAUUCAAUUUUGUUGUCGAAGAGGGUUUAACGUAUCCUUACCAUGAGGUCAAAUCAUAUGACGAUUUUAAGAGUUAUUGGUUUCUUCAUUUCGUUUCAAUUUUUAUAGACGGAAAUUUUACUUCAUUCAAUGAUCUCAAAUUACAAAAUCUAUCAGUGGAAGAAUGGAACAACAUAUUCCUCGGCACAUUCUACGUCAAACCAAAUUACAUUGGCCGAUGCUCACAUGUUUGUAAUGCUGGAUUUGUCGUCAACCAUAUGAAACGUGGAUUAGGGUUGGGAAAAGAAUUGGGAGCAAAGUAUUUAGACAUUGCACCUCAAUUGGGAUACGUCUAUUCAGUAUUCAAUUUGGUGUUUGAGACCAAUGUAGCAAGCUUGAAGAUUUGGGAUUCUUUGGGGUUCGAAAGAAUUGGGUAUGUUAAGAAUGUGGCUGUAUUGAAGGGACAUGAUAAAUUGGUAGGUGCUUACAUAUUUGGAAAGGACUUGCAGUAA
Lodderomyces orthopsilosis Co 90-125 is the source of this 684-nucleotide messenger RNA. RefSeq lists its product as uncharacterized. Lineage: Eukaryota; Fungi; Ascomycota; Pichiomycetes; Serinales; Debaryomycetaceae. Bases 1 to 684 code for a protein of 227 amino acids. The record is from RefSeq and is a predicted model, not a curated record. Gene Ontology annotation, molecular function: acyltransferase activity, transferring groups other than amino-acyl groups. The transcript has a single exon.